UUUGAUCAAAAAAGGGAAAAAAAAAACUAGAAGAAGACGUAACAGCUUUAGCCUUACGCUUCCACCGAUAACAAAGAAAUUCUCCGAUUUCCAUUUCUCGUUGAAAUUUGUUUUCGUAUCGUACAAUUGGGAAUUUCGGAGUCGGUUCGCCGCACAUGGCAGCGCCAAAGCCACGCACCAGUCGCUCCAAGUCUCUCAGGGAUGCUCCUGAUUCGGAGAAGAUGGACGGUGCCUAUAGCUGGGACGCCCUCGAAUGGACCAAGAUUGAGCACGUUUCGCGGUCUGUUUCGCGUGUGAAAUUGGAUUGCUUGCUUGAAGCGGAGGAAGUCAUUGCUGAGGGCUAUGGUGUUGUUCUUGUGAAUACCGAUGAGGCGGGUACCUUGUUUGUAACCAAUUUUCGUCUUCUAUUUCUGAGUGAAGGAACGAUGGAUGUUAUUGCCCUUGGGACUAUACCACUGGCCACAAUUGAAAAAUUCAACAAAAUAGUUGUGAAGAUGAAUUCUGUCUCUCGCCAAUCUGAAAAGUCUCCAGCUCGACGACUUCUUCAGGUCAUUGGAAAAGACAUGAGAAUUAUUGUCUUUGGUUUUCGUCCAAGAACAAAACAGAGGCGUAAAGUAUAUGAUGGAUUAUUGAGUUGUAUGAAGCCUGCAAGAAUAUGGGAUCUAUAUGCAUUCAAGUCCGGGCCAUUCAAGUACAGUAAUACAGACCCAAAAGUUCGCUUGCUAAAUGAGUAUUUUCGACUUCUUGGAAAGAGCUCCCUCUGGGCAUCAAUGAGUAUGAUUGAAGAUGGAUCAUUUACAUUGUCCAAUGAGUUGUGGAGAAUAACUAACAUCAAUUCCAGUUAUGCUCUGUGUCAGAGUUAUCCAUUUGCAUUGGUUGUACCAAAGCACAUUAGUGAUGAAGAAAUGUUGCAGGCUUCUACCUUCCGGGCUAGAUGCCGUUUGCCUGUUGUUUCGUGGUGCAAUCCUGGUACUGGAGCUGUUCUUGCACGUUCAUCUCAACCUUUAGUUGGUCUUAUGAUGAAUAUGAGAAGUAAUACUGAUGAAAAGCUUGUUGCUGGACUUUGUUCCCAUCUCGCUGGUGCUCAUGGGUCACCUCGUAGGAAGCUUUAUAUAGCUGAUGCAAGGCCUAGAAAAAAUGCUUUAGCAAACGGAGCUAUGGGAGGUGGCUCAGAAUCAUCAUCAAAUUAUUUCCAAUCUGAGAUAGUUUUUUUUGGGAUUGACAACAUUCAUGCAAUGAGAGAAAGUCUUACGCGGCUCAGAGAGUACUUGGAUACCCAUGGUGCUAAAUCAUCCGAUGGAAUGUCCUCAUAUUUGAGACAUGGUGGAUGGACUUGGGGUGGAGGUAAUCUUAGUAGCAUGUCUGCAUCUGUAUCAACUCUUGGAGAUAGUGGCUGGUUAAUCCAUGUUCAAAGCGUCUUGGCUGGUUCAGCAUGGAUUGCUGCACGUGUUGCUUUGGAAGAUGCAACGGUUCUGGUUCACUGCAGUGAUGGCUGGGACAGAACAACACAACUGGUUUCACUUGCUAGCUUGCUACUUGAUCCUUAUUAUCGGACGUUCACUGGAUUUCAGGCACUGAUUGAAAAGGAUUGGCUGGCAUUUGGUCAUCCUUUCUCAGAUCGAGCUGGCAUGCCAACCGUAUCGGGAAGUGGUAACUUGCAACUCGCUCGGCAGUCUUCUACUGGAAGUUUUUCAUCUUCACCUAUGCGUCAGCCACCGGGAUCAUUCACAUCUCCAGCAUCCAGUCCUCCCCAUCCACAAACUUCAAACAACUGUUCUCCCAUAUUUUUACAGUGGGUUGAUUGUGUUUCACAACUUCUGCGCAUGUAUCCCUUUGCUUUUGAGUUUUCUUCUGCAUUCCUGGUGGAUCUAUUGGACUGUAUGCUUUCCUGUCGCUUUGGAAACUUCUUGUGCAAUUGUGAGAAGGAGCGGCAGCAAUGUGCUAUUUCUGAAGUAUGUGGCUGUCUAUGGGCAUAUUUAGCUGAUUUACGAGCUUCGGAAGGAAGUUCACAUGUGCAUUAUAACCUUUUCUAUGAUCCAACGAUUCCAACCAAACAUGAUGGCGCUCUCUUACCUCCUGCAGCAGCUCUAGCUCCAACUCUCUGGCCUCAGUUCCAUCUUCGUUGGGCUUGUCCUUCUGAAUCUCAAGCGGGCGAACUUGAAGUGAGAUGCAGGAAAAUGGCUAUCAAGUUCUCUGAACUGCAGAAGGAAAAGGAAAUAGCCGAUAGGAAAGCUCAAGAGAUGACAGCUGCCAUGGAAUCGUUAAAAGCAGAGUUGUAUAUUGAGAAACAGUUGAGUAUUUCAGCUAGGAAUGUUGCAAAAAGUGCAAGCAAAGAAUGUGAAGCCAUAAAGAGAGCAAUUCAAUCUCUAGGUUGCAAAGUUCAAGUCUCUAGUAAUGGUUACUGUACUGUUGACAUUGAGGGCGAUCUAAUGAAAUCCAAACAGAGAAGUCAUCCUGCUUCAAGGAGAACUUCAGAUCGUUCACUGCCUGUUGCUGAUGAGAAAGACCUUGCCGUUUCUAUCACAGUAACGGCAGAUGAUGUGCCAAGCAACCCUCUCAGUCACGUAUGUGAGGCACUUUGUCCAUUGCGCACCCGGGAUGGAGGAUGCCGAUGGCCUGAUGCUGGUUGUGCUCAUUUGGGCAGCCAAUUUAUCGGACUAAAGGCUAAUUUUGAUGCAUUUGACCAACUAUCCAUAUAUGACGGUUAUUUCAAGCCGGAGUGACAACUUUUCCACAGUCUCUAAGUCGGACGAACAGUACGAACCAAUUUUCUCCUUGCUCUUAAAAAGAAUACCAUUAAUUUAUUCGCAGAACUAGCCGCAUCUGAUGGACCCCAGAUAUUAGGAAAGGGUCUCAGAAUGGUGUACAUAGAGUGUUGAGUUAGCUGGUAAAUCAAGACACCAUAUUUGAACAGCUACACGGAAAAUUGGCUUAGUUAGUGGUCGAUAAACAACUUUUGUGGAUAGCUUAUUAGGAACUGAUUGAUUCCUGCAUAAAUUGGUCUCUGUACAUAUUUGACACAAGAUGUAUCAUUCUUUUACCAGCAAGUACUUUUGUGAUUAUCGACGGGAAUAAAACUAUUGCUGGCUUUCUAUUAAAUUU
Momordica charantia (bitter melon) is the source of this 3102-nucleotide messenger RNA. RefSeq names its product Myotubularin-like phosphatases II superfamily (gene MTM2). Gene Ontology annotation, cellular component: cytoplasm. The record is from RefSeq and is a predicted model, not a curated record. NCBI's taxonomy places the organism in Eukaryota, Viridiplantae, Streptophyta, Magnoliopsida, Cucurbitales, Cucurbitaceae. Gene Ontology annotation, biological process: phosphatidylinositol dephosphorylation. Gene Ontology annotation, molecular function: phosphatidylinositol-3-phosphate phosphatase activity; phosphatidylinositol-3,5-bisphosphate phosphatase activity.